Acanthoscelides obtectus is the source of this 1781-nucleotide messenger RNA. The record is from the annotation of a GenBank genome assembly. NCBI's taxonomy places the organism in Eukaryota, Metazoa, Arthropoda, Insecta, Coleoptera, Chrysomelidae.
UGACAAUUGUGACAGACGCAUGGCAUCUUUCAUCUUUGUCAUUUGUCAGCUGGUAAAAUUCUUUCUUAUUUGUGACGGAAGAAAAACAAUCUUUUUUUAAAGAUGUUGAUGCCCAAGAAAAACAGAGUAGCUAUCUAUGAAUACCUAUUCAAAGAAGGUGUUAUGGUAGCUAAAAAAGACUACCAUGCACCUAAACAUCCUGAACUGGAGAACAUUCCCAACUUGCAAGUGAUCAAAGCCUUACAAUCACUGAAAUCCAGAGGGUAUGUGAAGGAACAGUUUGCAUGGAGACAUUACUACUGGUACCUAACUAACCCUGGCAUCGAGUACCUCCGCACCCAGUUGCACUUGCCCCCCGAGAUUGUCCCAUCGACUCUGAAACGUCCCGCUCGCGCCGAAACUACGCGUCCAAGGCCUGCUGCACUUAGGUCAGAAACCUCCAAGCCUUCUGAAGAUCGUGCUGGCUAUAGAAGGACACCUGGAGGCCCAGGUGCAGACAAGAAGGCUGAUGUUGGACCAGGUACUGGCGAUGUAGAAUUUAGACAAGGUUUUGGCAGAGGCAGGCCUCAAUAAGUAACUUUUUUGUAUUAUAAAAUAAAUACAAGAUAAACAUUUUUUUGUGUAUUAUUGGACAUUACCCAUUUUCAAGUUGGUGUUGGCUACAUUGUAUUGGAGAACUUACAUUUAAUAGAUGAUGGGUGGUUAUAAUUUAAGGAAAUAAAUUGGAAAAUAAUCGUUUAGACCAGGGCUGUCCAACAUAUUGGCCGCAUGCGGCCCGCGAACUCGUUUCUUGCGGCCCGCUUCACGGGUCAUGUAUACCAUAUGUAAUAUACCUAUUAAAACUCUGUAAUAAUGUUGUAUAGAAAGAUUUUAUAAUGCGGCACUCCAAACUGCAUUUUUUUUGAAGUGGCCCUUGGGCCACAUUAAGUUGGACAGCCCUGAUUUAGACUAAAUAAGACUCAAAUACUUGGUUCAUAAUUUUACUUAUCACAGGGGUAAUCUGUCAAUGAAUGUAGUCAGAUUGUAUAAUUCAAUCAGUAUAAAAACCAAACAAGGUUCUGAUUUUUUCAAAACAUUUUUAAUAGCUUUCCAGCAUUUCUGCUCCUAUGUAAAAUUUGUACUCUAGCUUUUAGAAUUUCAAAUUAAAUUGUUAAUAUUGGUAAAGAAAAGUGCCAGGAGUGGCUACUUACUGAAAUGUUCAGUUUCCUUCACUAAACGUUAUUGGAAUCACCAACUUCACUUCAUUAAUUGGUUAUAAAGAAAAUAGCAUUUAUUUUCCAACACAUACAAUUGAAGGUGCAAACAUGCAUAUUAUAAUGUGAACACAUUACUGACAAUGGUGAUUUUAAGUAAGAUUUUUUAUCUAGCAGCAGUAGAAUAAAAUACUAUUCUUAUGAUUAUCUAGAGUUAUACUGAAUUUAACAUGCAAUAAAAUAUAUGGAAAAUCAAUAAUUUGUAAAGGAAAGUCCAUCUGAGCUUCAAACUAUCAAUGUCAAAAAGAUUUAGCAAAAAAAUGUACUCAAUUCCUUGUACUGGAUGUGAGUGGCUAUAAAGGAGUGAGUAAUAAGUUCUGUUGAAAAUGCACUUCAUUUAAGAUCUGAUACAAAAAUAUUUGUCUUCAAUUUGAAUGAAGUUGUUCCUUAAUGACUGUCUGCUUAAGUUAUUCCUCUCACUCUUAAAAAUGUUCAAUGGACUGCAUUCUUUUAAACAUAAAAACACAUACUUAGCCAACUUUAGUAUUUAUUUCACAACCUGCUGUACUACUGUUGAUCCAUUCAAUC